AAAACGGAGGCGAAAUCACACCAACACUCUUCAAGAGCUAGCCAUGCUUCUGCCUAUCCCCCUGCAGUCCAGCAGCAAAAAACUCACCAAGAGAUAGCUGAAUGUGACACUGCUCAUGCAACACACUUCCUGGAGGAUGUAGUUGACAGUCUGGGAUCUGGAGGCUGGAGAUCUGGCCCUGUGGGGCGACCCUUAGGCUGUCGCUUCUUCUCUGAGCCUCCAAAUCUGUGUCUUGCGCCAAGUGUCUUUUGGGGUUCGUUCUCGUACUAAUUGUGCCCUGUGACGUGCUGGAAGAAGAGACGAUGGAUGGAUCGGAUGGCACUGGAACAUUGGAUGAGCUGGCCCUGCAGGAGAAGGCACCAUGGUUCUGCUUGGCCCUGGCCUUGAGCUUUGCAGGCACUGCCAUGUCAGGGGAGCCAUGGAGGCAUCCAGGGAUGGGACAGGCAACCACAGGACUGGUAGCUCUUUAAAGUCCUCAAGCUAAGACCAAUGGACAGCUUAGUUGUGUGGCUCUACAAGCGACUCCUGGCCCAGACUCCAGAAAGUCCCUUCCAAUGCUUAAGAUAUGAGAUGUGGUUAUUGGCUGAUGGCCAGCUCUCCCCUUUACUUCCUCUGCCAAACUGGCUGCUCCUCCCAGACCAACGCCUUCCCGGCCAUCUGCCAGGCCUGAACACCCACCCUCUUUAUCUGGGCUUCUUCAGAUCCCUCGUUUCUUCCAAACUUUUCUGUUAGGUUAAUGCCUCUCCCUGAAAUUUCCUUGUAUUAAUUGUGUAUGGACAUCUGUUUCUGUGUCGUCUCCCCUGAUAGAAUGGAAGCUCCCUGGAAGGCAAGGACUGUGCCAUUUUCCUCUCCUCUCCCAGUUUCUAGCAGGUGCCAAUUGAAUACUUGUUGAUCCGUUUUCCUCCAGUCCCUUUCAGCGCUACCAUCCUGGGAUUCGGUGACUUCUUGGUGCCUCCAGGCCCAUUCUCUCACCCAGCUUGCCACUUUAAGGCCUUCUUUGACCCCCUAGGUGUUUCUCUGUCUCCUCAAAUGCACUAUCUCCAAAAGAGAACUCCCAUGUUUCCCUGGGUCUGUGGGGAAACCUCCUCUAACCAUGGCUCUUCUCCUUCAGCUCCCUCAUCUUGUCAAAGUAUAGUGGUUUUUCAAAGGGCCUCUCUCAGAUUUGCCUCCUCCUUCCCUUGACCCCCACUGCCAACCAUUCUGGUGUAAAUUUAAGGCUGCAGCACCUUCCAUGUGAACUCUGCCAAGUCGUGAGUCUGGCAGGCACGUGGCAGAGUAAGGGAGGGAUGAUCCAGAGGCCAGAAAAUCUUGGCUCCAGCCUGGCUCUGCAUCCCCAUCCGUGGCCAUUGGGAAGCUUUCAUUUCCUACCUGAAAAGGGAGAUUAAGUGAGAUGAAUUGGGGCUUUCCAGCUGCUACGGAUGAUGAUUUUGUGGUCUCCUUGAUUUUUCUGAUCUCUCCUGGUCAGCCCACCAGAUAACUCUGAACCACAGCCUCCUCCCCCUCAUCCAGCCUCACCAGCCCCUCUGGAGGCCACAGAGCCUACAUCACGCAGAUGGCAGCCCCUGACCAGACUCGCCCCCUCUCUGCCCUCUCACGUGCCAGGCUCCUUCCAUACUCUCUCUUAGAUUUUUUUCUCUAGCUUGGAACACUGUCUUCACAAUGCAGAUCCUUCCUGGCUCAGCUUCUCUGGCCAUUUCUUCCCUCUCUAACUCCCCACAUCUGCUGAGAAAAGUCCUCUGGUCCAACCUCUGCCUGGAGCAGGAAUGCCCAACUCUCUAGGGAACAAGUGGUCAUCCAGUCCUUUCCCAAGAGCCUUCGUGAUGGCACUUGGAGUUGGGCCAGCCAAUCGACUUCAGCAGAUGUGUCUUGUAUGGACUGGGCAAGGUCCCCCAUUUCCUGGGCCGUUCUUCCCUGGGUAACCCUGAGGGAGGCCCUCAUCAGUCUCUAUUUCACCCUCCAAGGCUAAGCAGAAGCAGCGACAAUGGGCAGACAUUUAAUGACAAAUCUUAUUAGAGCCUGAAGGGACUUUGCCCUUUCGUGGGCAGAUGAGGAAACUGAGGAAGAGACCUGCUGCCCAACAUCCCCCAAGUGAUAGGGAAUUUCAGCUCUUCCUGUCUCCGGGUCUGGGUUCUCUCCACAUGGCCACUUGGUUGGCUGAGAUCUAUUUCAUUUGGACACUGUCCAGUGAAGCUUCCUCCAUCCCACACCCCCUAGUCUAGACAUGAAUGGGGGUGUUCUUCGGCACCCCUUGAGGCAGAGGUCUUUGUGGAUGUUCCUUGGUAAGUUGGGGCUCAAUGAUACCGAGCCCGAGGAGACCCGGGAGGAUGGCUGGGGCAAGCCUCCGCUGAGGAAGCCUCCACUGGCUCCAGGGCUCCAAGAGGGCCAUGGUGGGGAAGCUCCUCCUGAUUCCCAGAUCCCACGUGGACCCUCUGUUUCUUUUUGGCACAGAAGGAGAUCCUCCUCCAUGUCCUGCACUACAUAGAGCACCUGCAGAGAAGCAUCGACAUGGCCAAGUCUCUUCUCUUAUUCCAGCCCACAGACAAAGAAGAUCGAAGGGCUCAUCUAUGCCUGCCCCUGGGCAGAAGCCCCUCCCAGCCGGGAAAGCAGCCUCUGGAGGAAUCGGCCCCAAACAGAAGCAGAGGAGCAGCUGUGGGGGGAGUCGCUCUCGUCAGGAGACACCCCACCCCUUGCCAUCACUUGGAGUCUUGGUUGCCCCCAUCUCAUGGCGGAGCUGAGCUCACCCUUCUGGAAAUGGCUGAAGGCGGGGUUCACUUCUGCUUAGCAACCUGCUGUGGAGAAGCCAGUGUCCAGGAAGAGCAUCCCUGCCCCCCCUGUGAGACCCCGAAGGCAGCUGGUGAUGAGUACCUGCCACCUCAGCCCUGGAGUAAGCCUCUUCCCAGGCAGGAGCUGGUGUUCUAUGACUCCUGUGAGGAGGAAGAGGAGGCGGCAGUGGACACAGGGCCUUGGCUCUCAGCCUGGCCCCCCGAGGGCAGCCCCCUUGGGAGCCCCUUGGUGGAUUCUCCCCGGAAAAGGAGCUGGCCUGGAUCUGGCCAACCUGGCGAGGAGCUCGGUCUCAGCCCCUCACUCUUCACCUCUCCGGGCCGACUGCUGCCCGAGAAGCUCCUUCAGGAGGGCGCCGAGAGCCUUACCCAAGCUCUCUUUGAAGACGUCUGCCUGAGUCCACAGUCCUCCACUUGCUUGGACGGCCUGGCCGGCACCCCGCAGAAGAAGGACCCGGCCCCCGCGGACCCUCCCCACUCCCUCGACCUCUUCCAGUCGGCGUUCUCCCUUGACCACUGCUACCUCUCCCUGAGCGAGACCAGCAAGACUGACUCCAGCCCCAGCUCCGGGGUGACUGAGCUCGUGUCCCUGUGGAACAGACGGCAGGAGGCCUCCCAGCCCACCCCAGACGGCUUCCUGUCCUCCAGCGACGAGGACAGCGACUGCACCUGGACCCCAACCAAGCGGGCCUUGCCCCUGCCCACCUUCGGGAGGAAGCGGAAGCGGAGCCGCGCCAGCGGCAACAGCAGCAGCACCAGCGGCUCCGGGAGGCACAAGGAGACCAAGAAGGCGCACUGCCCUUUCCAGCUGAAGAAGAAGUGCGUCAACGGCUUCAUCAUGUUCUGCCGGCUCAACCGCAAGCAGUACAUCCGAGCCUGCCCUGGCACUGCAUCCACCGCGGCCACCAAAGAGCUGGCACAUUUGUGGCGAGUGAUGACCAAGCAGGAGAGGAGGCCCUACUGCAUCAAGGCCCGGAAGUUCAGCCGCCAGCACAACCGGAUUGUCCGGCAGGACUGUUCCAGCGAGGAGGACGACCGUUUGUCCCCCAAGCCCUUCCACUUGCUGCUGGCCGAGAAGGCCCUGUGCUGCCCAGGCCUGGCCUGCAUGGGCUCCCCCCUGGGGGACCCCCUCCCUGACAGCCUGCAGUCUGUGUGAAGCAGGGCCGGCCCCCGCCCCCCCCCCCCCCCGACCUCGGUGUGGCCAAUGGGGAGGGGCAUGCAGCUCUCCCCUCAUCCUGGGGCCCCACCCUCAGCCCAUCUACCGGGGAGUUGUUGGCCUCUGAGCCUAUGGGUGGGGGACGGGCCGCCUGCGCCCCUAUUUACCCAGCAAGCAAAGGGAGGGCAGAGGAUGCCCUGGGCCAGAGGGCAGCAAAGUCAGCCCCCCCUUCCUCAGUCUGACCCUCGGGAAUUAAAUGUUGAAAACCCAAUUGUGCUCUCGCUCCCCUCCCCCACCCCAGUUAUAUUUAUAGAUUAUCGGCUGUUCUCAAAAUAAAAUCGCUCCUGUUCUUGGACUUUCCCUGGAG
This is a messenger RNA of Sarcophilus harrisii (Tasmanian devil), 4303 nucleotides long. It is a transcript of the gene MEIOSIN, whose product is annotated as basic helix-loop-helix and HMG-box containing 1. Bases 2506 to 3936 code for a protein of 476 amino acids. The record is from RefSeq and is a predicted model, not a curated record. The transcript has 11 exons. Gene Ontology annotation, molecular function: protein dimerization activity. Lineage: Eukaryota; Metazoa; Chordata; Mammalia; Dasyuromorphia; Dasyuridae.